GGUGCUUUUGGCGCGCACGCUCUGCGUCCUCAUCUCAAUGCACAUCAGCAAGCAUCUUGGCAGACAGCCACGAUCUACCACCUCGUGCACUCUGCCGCUUUGCUCAUCACUACCACGCUACCGAUCGCUCCGUCGGCGGCGCUCACCACCAGUGCUUGGUCAUUCGCGACCGGUAUCACACUGUUUUCGGGCUCUAUCUACGGGCUCUGCCUCACCAAGGAAGGUCAUCCAUCGCGUAAAAUUCUUGGGCCUGCCACACCUCUAGGAGGGCUGGCAUUCAUCGCUGGAUGGGUCGCUCUCGCCGUUGCCCAAAGAAGAGGGGCACCCAGGCUGCGGUGA
Molecule: messenger RNA, 339 nt
Organism: Ceraceosorus guamensis
Lineage: Eukaryota; Fungi; Basidiomycota; Exobasidiomycetes; Ceraceosorales; Ceraceosoraceae
Product: DUF423-domain-containing protein
Exons: 3
Source: RefSeq, a predicted model, not a curated record